Penicillium mononematosum is the source of this 480-nucleotide messenger RNA. RefSeq lists its product as uncharacterized. The record is from RefSeq and is a predicted model, not a curated record. NCBI's taxonomy places the organism in Eukaryota, Fungi, Ascomycota, Eurotiomycetes, Eurotiales, Aspergillaceae. The transcript has 3 exons. Bases 1 to 480 code for a protein of 159 amino acids.
AUGAACCUAUCAAUCGAAAGAAGCCCGGUGAUCAAGUUCCGGCUCCACAUCGUAAUCGGCGCCUUGCUCUUGACCGUCUUCAUUCUUAUCAUUGCACGUAUUACGGACAGUGGCACUCCGAAGACAAGAACUAAUAUCUGGGGCAUCGUCGUGUGCAUCAAAUCAGCCGUUUUCAUGGCAUAUCAAAUCAUGACCUCUCAUAUGGACCGACUUAAACGAUGGGCAAGCACAAAAGUAUACAUGAUAAUGAACAUUAUUGAUACUGUGUUUUGGUUUGCUCUGUUCGUAAUCACGAUCAUGGGUACUAGGGGGUCGACUACCGGGAGCAGUCGGGCGUUGGGUGGUGUUGUGGCUACAUUGGUCUUCUUUCUGUGUGGAUUUGCUGGGCUUUUGGCGUUUGUAUCCAUUCGUGAUAGGCGCUUUUUCAAAGCUAAUGGGUUUCUUCCUGGGGCUAAACCGGCAGUUCAUGCUUCAUGUUGA